Zophobas morio is the source of this 1000-nucleotide messenger RNA. RefSeq names its product non-structural maintenance of chromosomes element 3 homolog. Bases 146 to 928 code for a protein of 260 amino acids. The record is from RefSeq and is a predicted model, not a curated record. The transcript has 5 exons. Lineage: Eukaryota; Metazoa; Arthropoda; Insecta; Coleoptera; Tenebrionidae. Gene Ontology annotation, cellular component: nucleus.
UCGCAUUGGUCGCACUCGAACAACGUGGACGUUUUUUUUUGACACGGACAUUCCAAACUGUGUUGAAGCCAUUUCAGGGAAAAAUAAGUUUCAAAGUUGCAUUUUUCACAACUGUAGCUUCGAAGGGGUUAAAAUCGGCGCGAAAAUGCCCCGAAAGUCUGCCCGAGCCGGCCUCAGCCAAGCGUCUACCUCAAGCCAAAGUCACUCGGAAUCCAGAAUCGAGGAACACUUGGCGUCUUCGCAAGCCAGUCUUGACGAUCAAGUGAAUAACGUGGUUCGGUAUAUCGUGAACAACGCUGGACAAAAUUUGUACUUCCGUAGAGCUGAUAUUCAAAAGUGUUGUGGGGCUAAAGUGGGGCAACAAUUUCAGCAAGUGCUCGAGAAAGCCACAGCGAUCCUGAAAAAUGUGUACGGGUACAACAUUUUGGCCUGUGAUCAGACACCGAGUUCCGGUAAAGCGUACAUCGUCAGUAACGCGCUUCCAUACAGAAAUUACAAACCCGACGCCGACGACAUUCAAGCCAAAGAAAUCCAGAAGAUCGUCCUUUUGUUGAUUUUGACCCAUAUUUACAUGUCGGAUGGUCCAGUUCCUGAUGCGUCCGUGUAUUCGUUUUUGAAAAGCUUUGGAAUUGACGUCAACAUUCGGCACCCACUAUUUGGACUAAUCAAAGACUACAUCACUAAUGUUCUCAUUAAGCAGAAAUUCCUAUCACUGGAAACUGAUCCCAUCACUAAAAAAAGUUUGUUCUCGUGGGGGAUCCGCGCCGAGACGGAAAUCAACAAACACGAACUCCUCAAAUUCGUGUGCAAAGUGUGCAAAAACCGACAACCCAAGGCUUGGGGGAACCAGUACAAGGCAGCUUGUAGCCAAGAAUUCAAAAAUGAGAGGCUUGUUGACCAAAACGCGAUGGAUGUUGAUGAGGAGUAGUUAAUUCUAGUGAUUUUUGCGUUUUUAUUGUUGUACAUUGUGAUUUUUUAAAUAUAUUUCUAUUAACAAGUA